AUGGAAAAACAAAUCAUAACAGAACAUAACCCGCCAACUAUAGCGCCAUCGUUUAUGCCAAUUGCUGGACAAAUACCAAUUGAAUUUGGCAGACUAACAAUUCCGCGCAUUCCCUGUGGUUCACCCAAAUCUCGCAAAGGUUACGGAAGUAUCCGUGUGAAAGUACAAGACGAAAAACUGCAAGAAAAAUCAAUUGAUAAUAAAAAUGAGAGUUUGGAUGACGGAAUUACUAAGCCUAAAAGCUAUAGCAAUAGUAAUAGCAACGGUUAUGAAACAACAUUUGACAAAUUAUCAUUACUUACCACCAAAGAAUGGAUAACAAUUUGUAUGUUAUCAAUUGCAAAUCUUAGCAGUACCAGUGCUUACAGCUGUAUUGCACCCUUUUAUUCAAAUGAGGCAAAAAUUAAAGGUUUAAAAAGUUUCGAGAUUGGUAUAGUAUUUGGCGUUUUCGAAUUAGCAAUGUGUUUUAUUGCACCGCUAUUCGGCAAAUAUAUGGUUUCAAUUGGCUCAAAAAGGAUGUUUGUUUCCGGAAUCGGAAUUACUGGUAUAACUGUUAUACUUUUUGGAUUUUUGAAUUACAUCGAAUCGUCAGCUUUAUUUUUCUGGUCCUCGAUUGGCCUUCGAAUAUUGGAAGCCCUCGGUGAUGCGGCUUUCGUCACAUCGUCAUUUGCAAUUGGUAUUAAAUGUUUUCCAGGACGAAUUGCAAUUGUUGUUGGCGUCCUGGAAACAUUCGUAGGCCUAGGCAGUACAGCAGGCCCAUUAUUUGGUGGUAUAUUGUAUGAAAUUGGUGGUUUUCAAUUACCAUUUUUUGUAUUAGGCAUUAUUCUAAUCUUUGUUGGAUUAUUAGCAUAUUUUUUGGUCGAAAAUGUGGAUGAUAAUGUAAAAAUGGAGAGUAAAGGUAUGUUAGGUAUGUUGAAGAUACCAGUACUAUGGAUUAUGAUUUGUGCAGUGAUUAUGUCCUCCAUAUCAUUAUCAUUUCUCGAUCCAACAUUAGCAGAUCAUUUAGAAUCGUUCAAACUUACACCAUCCAUUAUUGGCUUAAUGUUUUUAUUGUCCGGUGGAAUUUAUACAAUAACAGCACCUCUUUGGAGUAUAAUUAUCGAUAAAUUUAACUGUGGCAAGACGAUUAUAAUGUUUGGUUAUGUGGCAGUAAUGAUUAGUAUGAUUAUCAUUGGACCAUCACCUUUCUUGAAUGUUGAAAAAAACUUAGGUUGGAUAGAAAUUGCACUCGGUAUACUUGGCAUUGCUGAUAGUGCUUUGUACAUUCCAACUUUUCAAAUGUCGAUUGAUACACUGCGGUACGAUGAAUCGGUGCAAACAUAUGGUUGUAUAUCAGGUUUAUUUCAAUCCGCCUAUUCUUUCGGAUCAUUUUUUGGACCAACACUUGGUGGUCUAUCUGUACAAUGGAUUGGUUUCCCGUGGACAACAACUAUUAUAGCUUUAUUAAAUGUUGUCCUUGUUGUUGCAAUUCCAUUAUUUUAUGCAACAUAUGGCAGGUUCGGUCUUUGUACUCGAUCGAAAAUCAUAUCAUAA
This is a messenger RNA of Acanthocheilonema viteae, 1533 nucleotides long. NCBI's taxonomy places the organism in Eukaryota, Metazoa, Nematoda, Chromadorea, Rhabditida, Onchocercidae. The record is from the annotation of a GenBank genome assembly.